This is a messenger RNA of Naegleria fowleri, 867 nucleotides long. RefSeq lists its product as uncharacterized. The record is from RefSeq and is a predicted model, not a curated record. Lineage: Eukaryota; Heterolobosea; Eutetramitea; Acrasida; Naegleriidae. Bases 1 to 867 code for a protein of 288 amino acids. The transcript has a single exon.
AUGGAUGAUUUAAGAAAACAAUCACGAUACUCCAUUUCUCAAUUUAUUAAACAAAAAGGAUGGAUUAAUGAAACUUUAUUGAGAGAACAAGUCGAGGCCGAAGAGGAUGAAGAAGAAAUUUUCGAAUUUGUGGGAAAUCAAACCUACUUUGAUCAAUUCAAACGAAAAGCCAAACUUCCAAAUGAAACCAUUGAAUUAGAACCUUUCAUUUCAGAAUCCAUUCCGUUGUAUUUCAGUUAUAAGGAAUUUUACUUUCCUCUCAAAGAUGCUCCAGUGGUUUUUAAACAAACUCAUCAUGUUGCUUCCUUAUUGAGAGAGAGUUAUUAUCGUUUAUUGAAAAUUUAUCAUGGAGAUGAGAAACGAGUACGUGACAAGAGUUUCAUCUUGUUAUUGGAAGAUGAUUUUCCAGUGUGUGAAAAUCACAUGAAAAAAUUAAUUCAAUUACUUCAAAUUUCACAAAUUCAAUAUCCUGAAAAUUUAUGUGGAAUAUUUAUGGGUACUGGAGGUAGUUCCAUAUUAAUCAACAGUUCAGUUCUUCCUCAUUUGUCUCAAGUUCUUAGAAAAGAUCCAACCUUUGAAAAUGGAAGAUUAUUUAAGAAUGAAGAUGGAAGUAUUCGACCAUUACCACAUGAUGUAAUGAUUCAAUCUUGUUUAUUGGGUGAAUUUGAAGAUUGUCGAGAGAAUCCAGUGCUUCGAAACUGUAAAUCCAUCGUUUCUGAUCGCCUCUUUUUUAGACAUGCAGGAGAAAAAGCUCCAACAGAUAAGUUUUUGUCACACAAAGGAAAUAAGUGGCAAUGUGGAUGGAGAAAUCCAUUGACUUCUUCACCUAGCUUACCACCCGUGGUGUUGUAUCAGUUUUUGCAAUAA